CGCCAAAAUAUCUGACGUACAUACGCAUAACCGUCGUCGAGCAAGGUGGACGUUCAUUCGCUGUUCGGUAGUCGGAGGAGAGGCAUCGGUCAUUGCUCGUGUUUAAGAAGAAUUUUGAAGGAAAUACUGUAAAAGAUGUCAGGACGUGGCAAAGGUGGAAAGGCUAAAGGAAAGGCGAAGACCCGCAGUAGUAGGGCAGGGCUGCAGUUCCCUGUCGGGAGAAUCCAUCGCCUUUUAAGAAAAGGAAAUUACGCGGAACGAGUUGGUGCUGGAGCACCUGUUUACUUGGCCGCUGUGAUGGAAUAUUUGGCAGCUGAAGUACUCGAGUUAGCCGGGAACGCUGCAAGAGACAACAAGAAAACGAGGAUAAUCCCACGUCACUUGCAACUAGCUAUUCGUAAUGACGAAGAAUUAAAUAAAUUGCUCUCAGGUGUAACAAUUGCUCAAGGUGGUGUCCUGCCUAAUAUUCAAGCUGUGCUUCUGCCGAAGAAAACUGGUACUGGCGGAUCUGGGAAGGGAGAUAAAACAUCCCAGGAAUAUUAAUAAUCACUAGAAUAACCUUUCUAACUUAACAGUACUUUAGGGCUAUAUCUUUGUUUCUUGAGCCAUUAUGAAAACUCAAAAUCUUUGAAACCUACCAAAUUACAAUCACUGUUUCAACAUUGUAAAAUUGUCUUAGUUUCAUUACAGUCUACUGUUUUUUUACCAAACAACAUUUUUCUUUUUAGCUAAUGUAAUUAGCAAUAGUAAAUUGUAUUAUUGCUUAAGAUAAGUAUCAAUUGUCAUGACUGA
Frieseomelitta varia is the source of this 792-nucleotide messenger RNA. Its product is annotated as histone H2A. The record is from RefSeq and is a predicted model, not a curated record. The transcript has 3 exons. Gene Ontology annotation, cellular component: nucleosome. Gene Ontology annotation, molecular function: structural constituent of chromatin; DNA binding; protein heterodimerization activity. Bases 136 to 543 code for a protein of 135 amino acids. Lineage: Eukaryota; Metazoa; Arthropoda; Insecta; Hymenoptera; Apidae.